CAAUUCAACUCCUCCUCUUCUCACUUCCCAUAAAUUCACCGUUCUUUUCUUCUUUUUCCUACUCUUCACCUAACCAUUUCCCUCUCCAUCUGCAUCUCUUCUGGUUUAGAUUAAAUCUGUGUAUACUUGAGUUUGAGGAAUCAAAUCAGCGGAUCGAUCAGAUGGCAGCCAUGGCUCGGUAUCGUUUCUCAAUGCUGACGAGGCAAUUCCCCAACACGAGUGAGAGCCGCCGUCUCAAAUCACAAUCAGCAGAUGUUGUUUCAUUCUCUCUAAACCAACCAAUCCGCUUUCAGCACACCAAGAUUUCCAUUUCCAAACUUCAUAUUUCAUGCGCUGGAGGAGGCGAUGGAAACAACGGGGUUGGUCGCAGCGGUGGAGGUGGAGGAGAUGAUGAUUCCAACUCCAACUCCAACUCCAACUCCAACUCCAAGGAUAAUUCAUGGCAGGGUUUUGGCAUUCUGGGUCUUUUCCUAAGCGGAUGGAGAGACAGGGUUGCAGCAGAUCCCCAGUUCCUAUUCAAGGUUUUAAUGGAGGAGUUGGUGGGAGUAACUGCCUGUGUUCUUGGUGACAUGGCUUCUCGUCCUAAUUUUGGUCUUAAUGAGCUUGACUUCGUUUUCUCUACUCUUAUUGUCGGAUCCAUUUUGAAUUUUACUCUUAUGUACCUCUUAGCACCGACAGCCUCAGCUUCCUCUUCAAGUCUCCCUGCUAUAUUGGCAAAUUGUCCACAAAGUCACAUGUUUGAACCAGGUGCUUAUACAUUGGUGAACCGUUUUGGGACUUUCGUCUUCAAAGGGGCUGUGUUUGCUGCUGUGGGAUUUGCUGCCGGCCUUGUUGGAACUGCAAUCUCAAAUGGGUUGAUCAAGAUGAGGAAGAAAAUGGAUCCCAGUUUUGAAACACCCAACAAACCUCCACCAACCUUGUUGAAUGCCCUCACCUGGGCUACUCACAUGGGUUUUAGCAGCAAUUUGAGGUACCAAACCUUGAAUGGGAUUGAGUUUCUGUUGGCCAAGGGAGUUCCCCCCUUGGUAUUUAAGUCAUCAGUGGUGGUUUUGAGAUGCUUAAAUAACGUACUUGGAGGAAUGUCAUUUGUAAUAUUGGCAAGGAUGACAGGGUCACAGAGUGUUGAAGAGAAGCCAGCGAUGGUGGAGGUUGGAUCUGUUGCGGAUAAGGAGAAGUUGGUGGAUGGUGACAAUUUGGAGGCCGAUCAGUCGACUUUUAAUUGAUUUUCACUCUUUCUUUUUUCUUCCGCAUUUUCUCCGCCUCUGUCUAUAACUUGGAUGUAGUAUGUGAUCAUAAUACGUGUAAUAAGAUCCAAGAUGUAUCAGAGCUUGAUGCCA
Molecule: messenger RNA, 1337 nt
Organism: Durio zibethinus
Lineage: Eukaryota; Viridiplantae; Streptophyta; Magnoliopsida; Malvales; Malvaceae
Product: protein RETICULATA-RELATED 3, chloroplastic-like
Source: RefSeq, a predicted model, not a curated record